AUGACUUCUGAGUUGAGGGAACGUGUGGACGGAGUGCUUGGUUCAUUUGCAAGUGCUGAGCUGGCUCUUCUGCAGCUUGGAACUUCCAAUGGAGAUCUUCGGAAACAAUUUGUGAUGGAUUCAUUCCAUGUAAAUAGAUUCCAUAAAUCAUAUCGAGCAUGGGAUAACAUACGUCGUGAAGAGUUCAUCGACAAGGAAAUAGCGUCAUAUAACCAGAAACUUGGAGUGGUGACCCGUCUCAACUAUGAAACAGAGAAACUAGUACGCGAGUAUGGGAAGGCAUCCGACACAAUCAAAUUGCCCGAAUUUAGCUUUUCAAUCCAUACCAUUAAACAAUAUGAUGAAGGGAGAUUACUACAAGAAUUGGGGAUAGAUGAAUCAGUACUGCUGGUGGAUAUCAAUCAAUUAUUUUCACUUGAGUUGGGAGGAGCGCUCCCCAAUCCAGACUUAAAAGUGAUACAAGACUUAUUAAAUAUCGAGUUUAGACUUCGAAUUGAACGGAAAAUAAAAUAUGAACUAUUACUUUUGGUGAAACAACUGUUGACUUCAAAGAAUAAGAAGUGGGCCGUGAGAGAUCAGAGUUUGAAUGAGUUCAUGAGAAAGUUGGCAGGCGUCACAGAAGAAGUUGAAAGUAUACGAAAGAGUGAGAAAGAAGAUUUGGGUUGGGCAGACGAAGAAUUCCUGGAUGAAGAUAUGGAUGAGGAGGAUGAGGACGAUGACGAUGAUAGGCAGGAUGCAGAGGAAGAAGAAGCAGUAGAAGAAGAAUUAGAAGGUGAAGGUGCUGUUGAGGAUUCAAAUGAUAUGCAAAUAGAGGACUCGACAAAAGUGGUGGAAGAGUCCCAACCAGAAGAUGCUGCCACGAUAGAGGAAUCGGAAUCUGUGACUCCGUUUGAAGCAUCUCCGUCGCCUGCGGUCACUGACUUGAACAAGGAACAACCUUCAUUGCAUGACCUGGAUGAUGACAUCAUGAAUAUAGACGGGUAA
This is a messenger RNA of [Candida] anglica, 984 nucleotides long. Lineage: Eukaryota; Fungi; Ascomycota; Pichiomycetes; Serinales; Debaryomycetaceae. The record is from the annotation of a GenBank genome assembly.